Molecule: messenger RNA, 4551 nt
Organism: Liolophura sinensis
Lineage: Eukaryota; Metazoa; Mollusca; Polyplacophora; Chitonida; Chitonidae
Exons: 8
Coding region: 100-1569 (489 amino acids)
Source: RefSeq, a predicted model, not a curated record
UAAAGCCAGUGUUGGACCGCUAUCAGGCCCAGAUUAUAGUGAAACUGAGAAACUGGCAAGGGCUCAGCAAGUAUAUCAUACGGCUAAUGAAAGGCAGCUAUGAGUUUGAAUCAACAAACUAUACAACCGGGAAAUGGGUCUGGAAUACAACAGGCAACAUUUGGGGAUCCAAAGAACAUUCAACCAGGAGAGUGUUACAACAUUUGGGUAAACAUGGAAUCUUGUGAAACCACCUGGGUAUCUUCGCUGAAAAACAGCCACUGCAUUCCUGAAACACCCUCCCCAAUCACCCCACCCGUGAUCUUUACAGAGACAAUACCUGUUAGUAGCCCUGAGCCACCACCUUCUGGACUCUCUGUUACUGUUGUGGCUGUUCUUGUGAUAAUUAUCGUGUUAAUCCUCUGCCUGGUUUUCAUUGCUGUGUACAGACGGAUCCGAGUGUGUCCCACCCCCUACGCUGGGAUUAAUGAUUCUCCUCCAGUUUAUUGGCAGGUGAGGAAGGUAAAAAGUGGGGAAGAUAGAUACAUUGAAGAAGAAAUACCCAUACCUACAGACUACAGACAUGAUGAAAUAAGAAAACUUGUGUUCUUUUACUGCCUGUCUCGAGAAAGUAAAAAGUGUGUCCAGGAGUUUGAAAAGUUUCUGAAGCUGGCGUGUGGGGAAGACAGGCCUAUUGAGUUUAUUGAUUUUGUAAAUCAAGAUGAGAUUGACAUUAACACAGGCAGUUGGAUUACAAAUCUUGUGGGGAAGAUAGAUGAGAGGGGAUGCCAUUUACUGGUGAUUUAUUCGUCUGGCCUGGUGCAUCUGUUUGAGGCAGAAAAUGAUGGCAUGUGUUAUCCUGGUUAUAUGAACAAGGAGCAUAAUGGGGAAUAUGUUAUCAGUUUUUUCAAAAGGAUCAGAGAUGACUUGUUGACUUACAACAGCCAUCGCGGCAAGGAGCGUGUUAUUAGUCUGGGGUCAAAGUACACAAAUGCAAUAGUUGUGGCCAGGUCACUGGCCAAUUUUAGUGGAUAUAAGCCAAUGUUGUUGUCUGAUAACUCUGGGAGAGUGUCUGUAAACAUGCUGGAGAUGUGUGAGUUUCUAGAAUCUCUUGGUAUAGCGGCACCAAAAGAAGCCCUGAAGAGGAUAGACACAGGACCCCUGGAAAGAGCAGUGGAAGAAAUGUUAUCAGUGGAGAAAGACUCAAAAUGGUUCAGAAAAAGAUAUGGAAACCCCCAGAAGAGGUCUAGUGAAGUUGGUGUGGAAAAACGGUAUUCUUCAAGUUCAGAUGCGAGUGCAAGCGACAUAGGUCCCCAAGAACAAAGCAGCAGUGGAUUUGGUACAGCAUCAUAUGGAGACCAAUAUACUGACUAUGUGACUGUCAGCCAGCCCAGUCACCUACAAGGCCAGUCUCAUAACCUGCUGCAUGAACACCGUCUCAACAACCAAUGCCUGCUGUCUGUUUACCCACCAUGUGAGCAAACUGAUAAAGAUAAUGGUUUACUUCCAGCCGACAGCACAAAGCCAGGCUUCCCAGAUGAUUGGGACCCGGUGGCGCCACGACUUCUUGAUGAAGAUAGUCAUGUGUAGAAGGUGCUCUUAAAGCUCAGAUUCCAAUAGCCGAAAUCUCCCAGUAGGAAGCAGCAUUGGCUAUCAGGCAUUCAAGUAACUGUUAUAUUUCCUAUAUUUUUUCAUUUUCAUGUAUUUGCAGAUUUUUUGUCCCAAACCUCUUUUUUUUCUAAAAAGACAAGUAAGAAUUUAAUUUUCCAUUUUUAGUUAUGUUUAACUGGCCUUCUGAUGUCUGUGUUCUCUUGUGAACUCAUGCUAAAUUUUGGAUCAACCUCAUUUAGAUUAAUAUAGUACAUGUAGUAGAGUCUGUUUGAAAACCUGGAUCAGUACUUUUUAUUACAGUUAUGGAUGUUCACUUAUUGUACUGAGUUUUUGAUGUAUUGGUUGAAGUUUUAUUUUCAUCAAUUACAGUAAUAUAAGAUUGUAUGGAAAGCAUUUAGUAUAUCUUCUUUAUUGCCAACUGGUUUCCAACAGGUGUACAGAAUUAUUUUUCUUAGUUCUUUUACGAAAAAUAUCCAGUCCCUUGUGCUUAUGCUUUCUCUUAUUGACACUGACUUACAAAUACUGCCAACAUCAGUUGAAAACAUACAUGCAAGGUGAAAAAAAUAUGUGUGCACAGCUAACAUGGGUAGAAAUAGCUUGAUUUCACAUGACCAUUACACAUGUAGUUAGGUGGCCUUGUGGUUAACAUGUGAGUGCAGCACAGUGACCCAGGAGCCUCUCAUCAGUGUAAUCGUGGCGAGUUCAAAUUCAUGCUGGCUUCCCCUUCUGGUUGUAUGUGUGAAGGUCUUCCAGUAACCUCCAGGUUUUCCAUGGCUUCCUGGAGACUGUGCCAGUUUUCCUCUCACCAUAAUGCUGGCCACUGUUGUUGUUAAAGUGAAGUAUUUUUGAGUAGGGCAUAAAACUCCAAUCAAAUAAAGAAAUAAAUAUAUUUUUGAAAAUAUAAAUUAUUUUGUGUAUUAAAUAUUGAAAUUUUAAAAUAAUAAUUCAUUUUACUUUAAAUAAUUGUAGAUAAAUUCUCCCUUAUUUGUUUGAUUCAUAUUUGUAAAUCCAUAGGUUUUCUCAUUCUGGCUCAUAUCAAUUUUUCUGUCAUUUAUGACUUUGGAUUUGAUAAUUUGGUUAUUUCAAUCAUACAAUUAGAUCAAGUUGAAAUAGUGCAUUGGCCGUAAUGUAAAUUCAUGUACUUUAUAUACGCUCCUGCUAUAAGGUGGAGCGCGUUAUGUUAUAGAGAUUUUGUCCGUCUGUCUGUUCAUAUUUGUGUCUGGGCUAUACCUCUGGUUGUUUUUUAUGUAGUUUUAAUUUUUCUUGGAUACAUACAUUACACAGGUGACAAUGUGUUGUGACACACAUAUUUGUCCAUUUCCGCGGUUGUCAUGGUUACCAGAUUGCCAUUUCCCAAUGUAUACUAUACAAAUAGAUAUGAUUUCGUGUCCGGGCUACAACUCCAACUGUUUUCCGCAUAAAGUUUCAUUUUUGUCCAUUUACGCAGUUGUCAUGGCAACCACAUUCUUAUUAGCAACACCCUUGAGUGAGUGAGUGAUUGGGGUUUAACGUCAUGCUCCCUUGAAGACUCCCCUCAGGGGUUAUACUCACCAAAGUGCUGCUGGUAUUUUAGAGAAUCAUCAUAUUGACAACACUUGGUGAGUGUGUAUUUUUUACCUGCCAGAUUGAUGUUCAGAAGUCUGUGCAUUCAUUUUUCACUGUGGGCCAGGUCUUUUAAUUUGCUCAUAUUUUCAGAAUUGUGAAACUUACGGGUUACAUUACCGUCCCGGAUAGCACAGUUGGUAGAGCGUCCGCUUCGGGACCGGUAGAUCCAGGAUCAAUCCUUGAUCGAGUCACACCUAAGACUUUAAAAGAGGAAGUUGUAACUUCCUCGCUUGUUCAGCAUGAAGGGGAUAGUGCAACGACUGGUUGACCCGUAUCAGUAUAAUGGCUCGGGCGGGGCGGCUUACUUGCCUUCGAUAAGUCGUCUCAGUGAAGCAGCACUAAAUAAAAGAGCGGUGGAAAUCCGUCCUGCAACAAGGAGGCACAUUACACGUACAUGCACCCUAAUGAUUCCUUCGUCGUCAUAUGACUGAAAAAAUUGUUGAUUUUUCAAGCACUCACUCACUCACUAUGGGUUACAUUAACUUAAUUAUGCAAAACAGUCGUGGCUGUUGCAUGAAAGUGAUGAUUAUUCAUCAUCGUUUGCUCAUAUUUAAAACUAAUUAGAGGAAAAAUCUUGAAAUUCAUAGGCUUCAUCAAAUAUGCAGGAUGCUCUUGGUUAACCCUCAGUUACGUACUAGCAUGUAUAUAGUCUAUCAGAUUGCAGUGUGUGGUUUCUGUCCAUCUGUCAAAAUAUGCCAUUUUGCGAUUGGCUUAUAUUUGUAAACUACUCAGAGCAGGAUUACACAACUCAAAAGUCAUGACAACUAUACGAAAUUGAAUAUUUUCUGAGUUGUAUGCCCACGUUUGAAUAUGUUAUAUUGGAAAUGUUGGACAUCCUUCUGUAUUGUAAUACAUAUCAGCAGUUGUAUAUUGAUAACUAACUUGUAACAUUUAUUGGCAAUUUUUUAACAUGAUGUGUAUGCAUAUGUAAUUAGUGUAUGUGUGUAAUAUAUAUAUAUAUAUAUAUAUAUACCUUUCACAACAAUUUCUUUAUUAUUAUUUUUUUAGUACAUUAGAUUUGCAAAACUGUGAUGUUUUCUAUUUGCACAUGUAUCAAAAUCCUGGUGACAAUAAACAGAUUUAGAAUGUACACACUGAUUGUAUGGCAAGCUUCAUAAUUAUAAUACACUGGAGAAAAUAUAUAGUUCAUAUAUUUCAUCGACAAGGUAUUGUACCAGCAAAAAAAGAUUUUAUACAAAUUAAUUUUUUUAAGGUAUUGUUUUAUGUUGGCUUCAAUAGAUUUAGAUUUAUCAGGAAUGUUCCAGAAGUUGUGUUUUCUGUUAGAUUCUUUUUAUGUAUAUUUUAUAAGAUAUUACUAUUUUUUUAUGAAAUAAAGGAUUUAGUAAUUUUUAACAA